AUGACGGACUCCGAGUUGGAGGGGCCAACCGGGCCUAGGCAAAGUUCUUGUUUACAAUCACCAACUAAGAAAAUAGCCCAGUUUGAUGCUGAAAUUGGGCGAUCAAAAGGACAACGCAAAAACUUUGAACGCAAGCAAACAAUCAACAGGAAGCGGGAGGCAUAUGCUGCUGGUCUUGCUGAAGCUGGUUGGCCACGUCUAUCUAGCGUCCCCAAACAGUCCCUUUUGAGUCCCCCUCGAGCCCCGCCUACACCCAGCAAUGGUAACAGGACAAUGGCAAAGGGGAAAGGCAGAGAAGAACUCCCCCCGGCAAUUGCCAAACGCGGACGCAUAACAAGCCCUGAAGCGGAGGAAUUUAGUUGGCCGUCUGAUCCCGGGCCCAGACCCAAGUCAAGUGGCAAUGUUAUUCUGGACGGUGUCAACAUUGAGGAAUGGAACUGGCAACGUCUGCUCUUUUACCUUUCCCACCGCAACAACAAGGCCUUUAACCCAAAUUCCGACUACUCAGACUUGAAGCGCGCCCUUGGUAACAACCCGGAAUGGGCCUCAGAUACCAACGAGAUGGGUGUAAGGGACCAAAGACAAGAUCAAGGUCCCAACAUGGCCAACAGUGACAGCAAUGUUGAAAUAGACAAGUUUGAUACCAAACCACCCCCCCGCAAACCAGUUCCCGUUCGUGCCAUCAGUCCGCCCCUUGCACCGGAGAUCACAUUGACCAAGCCGUCUGUCAAUUGCAUUCGGAGUUCUCAGUCCGCUACAAACCUAUUCUCAACCAAGCGACCGGCGGAACCCGAAAUCAUCUUCAAUGUCUACUAUUGCUCCCGGGCUGCAUUUCAACCGCAGUUGGGUGCACGUGAUUUGGGGCGGGCCCUGCCUCCAGCCCGAGGCUCCAAUUUGCCAUCCCAUUCCCACAGCAUUAACUACACCAAAGAGCCUGGCAACCCCUUGCGGCCUUUUGAGCUCCCCCACCCCCCUUCCACUUUAGUCACAGAUUGGCUCUCCCAGCCGGGUAAUAGUCGUCCCGCCGGCCCAUGGCAAGGACUUGAGCAGCGUGGGCCUGCUGAGGCUUCAAACCUUGGUCAACCUUUGGCUCCAACUCGCGCCUCCUCAGAGGCCCCAGCUCGUGCCUUUUCACAGGCUUCAGUAUACGGCCGUGCUGCUUCUCAAGCUCCCCUCACCCACAAAAUUUGCAACCACAAGACCCAUCCUGUCCGCCUUCAUCUUGUGGCCGUUCUUCAGAGGGCCAAGGCCGUUACCGUGCCCCCUCUCAGGCUCCAACUUGGCCUAGAUCCCCGUCUCCUAUCCACCACCACCGUGCGCAUUCAAGCUCAAGGGCCUCACUUCCUCCACGUGCUCCUUCUCGUGCUCCGGCUCCCACCCGUACCCGUACCCAAACCAACCAGCAACCACAAGCUAGCGGCUGUGGUGAUGAUCUUGAGCGUGCUUUGCUUACCAGGGCUGAGCGCAAGCUCCUUUCCCGGGCUCUGGAGGCAUCUAGAGCUGGUCGACCUUUCCAGGUCCCAGGUUCGACCACAAGUGCCCCUUCAGAAUGUUGGGCAUCCGCCAGUUCUAGGUCAUCUGGUCGUCAAAAACAGAACCAACGGAGAUCUGUAA
Molecule: messenger RNA, 1614 nt
Organism: Rhizoctonia solani
Lineage: Eukaryota; Fungi; Basidiomycota; Agaricomycetes; Cantharellales; Ceratobasidiaceae
Exons: 7
Coding region: 1-1614 (537 amino acids)
Source: RefSeq, a predicted model, not a curated record